GCCAUAGCCACCCACGACACGACUCGAUUCCCAGAUCCAAAUCCAUCCAUCCAUCCGCAGCGGGCAGGCACACACACACAGGCUUUGCGUUGGCAGGGAUGGACGCGUUCUACUCGACCACCGCCUCCUCCACGUCGUCGGCGCCGUACGGCGGCUACGGCGGCGGCGGCGAAGGCUGGGGCUACGACUCGAUGAAGAACUUCCGCCAGAUCAGCCCCGCCGUCCAGACCCACCUCAAGCUCGUUUACCUCACCCUAUGCGUGGCGCUGGCCUCGUCGGCGGUGGGCGCGUACCUGCACGUCGUCUGGAACAUCGGCGGGAUGCUGACCAUGCUCGGCUGCGUCGGCAGCAUCGCCUGGCUCUUCUCGGUGCCCGUCUACGAGGAGAGGAAGAGGUACGGGCUGCUGAUGGCGGCUGCCCUCCUGGAAGGGGCGUCGGUUGGACCCCUCAUCAAGCUCGCCGUGGAAUUUGACCCAAGCAUCCUGGUGACAGCGUUCGUGGGGACUGCCAUUGCGUUCGCGUGCUUCUCUUGCGCGGCCGUGGUGGCCAAGCGCAGGGAGUACCUCUACCUGGGCGGACUGCUAUCUUCUGGCCUCUCCAUCCUGCUCUGGCUGCAGUUCGCCGCCUCCAUCUUCGGCCAAUCCACUAGCAGCUUCAUGUUUGAGGUCUACUUUGGGCUGCUCAUCUUCCUGGGCUACAUGGUGUACGACACGCAGGAGGUCAUCGAGAGGGCGCACCACGGCGACAUGGACUACAUCAAGCACGCCCUCACCCUCUUCACCGACUUCGUGGCUGUCCUUGUCCGCAUCCUUGUCAUCAUGCUCAAGAACGCGGCUGACAAGUCGGAGGACAAGAGGAGGAAGAGGAGGAGGUGGUGAAAAUCUGUGUGCGAACACAGCACUCAAGGGAAGGGAAGGCCACUGGUGCGUCUGAAAUGAAGCUCCCACAUAACUAGGUGUAUACAUACAUAUAUAGGAGCGAGGAGUUACUUUGGGGUGGAACUGAACUGUGCAAGUGUCGUUCCUUUGUUUUCUCUUGCUCUGUCAUCAGUGAGCCUGUUGAUAGUUUUGUCCUGUCCUGUGAAUGAAUGUGACAAAUCUCCACCAGUUUAGCGUCUGGCAUUC
This is a messenger RNA of Zea mays, 1124 nucleotides long. Its product is annotated as Bax inhibitor 1. The record is from RefSeq and is marked provisional. Bases 99 to 878 code for a protein of 259 amino acids. The transcript has 6 exons. Gene Ontology annotation, cellular component: membrane. Lineage: Eukaryota; Viridiplantae; Streptophyta; Magnoliopsida; Poales; Poaceae.